UGGCUGCUUCAUGAUGACCUGUCGGAUUACAUCAAUAAACAGAGCUUUGACAGGCAAUGCUGUGCAUAUGGUGAAGGCUACACAGGGACCCUACGAAUGCGAUCUGCGAUGGCGAAGCACCUCAACAAUCAUUUUAAGCCAGUAAUGGCGAUCGAUCCGGAGGAGAUUACUUUUGCGGCUGGAGUGACAAGCCUGAACGAAGUCUGCGCCCUUGCCUUAUGUAACCCGGACGACGCAAUUAUGCUCCCUCGGCCUGUAUAUGGGGCCUUCUACCGAGAUCUUGGCACUAGGACCGGCAUACAUCUAGAAUAUGUUUCCGUUGGAGAUGAGGAUCAAUUUUCAACUGACUGUAUCGCUGCUCUCGAUGCUGGAUUCGAAACUGCGAAAGCGCGAGGAAGGAGUAUCAAAGCAUUAAUAAUAUGCAACCCGCACAAUCCGCUUGGACGCUGUUAUCCUCGGGAGACUUUGAUCAUGCUCCUUCGCCUAUGUGCCUCAAAAGGUAUUCAUUUGAUCAGCGAUGAGAUAUAUGCUCUUUCGGUUUACCAUAGACAUGACCGGCCGUCGGAAAAUUUCACAUCCGUACGCUCUAUUGACUUCACUGGUAUCAUCAACCCGGACCAGGUUCAUGUCCUCUACGGAAUGUCAAAGGAUUUUGGUGCCGGUGGAAUGCGCUUAGGCUGUGUUAUAUCGCAAAACCCUGAGUUCACUAAAGCGACACGAGCUGUUUGCCGCUUUUCUUCUCCUUCUCAAUUCUCUAUGAGCCUAGCAGCAGGAAUGCUUGAAGACCAGGACUUCAUCGGAAAGAUUUUACGCAAAUCCCACGCUCUUCUACUUAGAAACCGCUUGCUAGCAGAAGAUCUCCUCAAUCAGGCAGGUAUUAGCUUUCACAAUAAAGGGUAUGUGAAGGUCAUCAAUAAUUUUAGUGAUUUUGAUAAUCUAACCUCGAAUAAUCAUAAUAGGAAUGCAGGAUUAUUCGUGUGGCUUGAUUUGAGCGCGCAUCUUUGUAUUGAAGAUACUAGUGGGGAUGCAUGGGCUGCUGAGAGGGUUCUCUCCCGACGCUUGAAAAUGGCUGGUGUCAUAAUGUCCACUGGUGAAGAAUACCAUGCCGAAGAACCCGGGAGGUUUCGGCUUGUAUUUUGUGUGAGCGAACAAACACUGAGAGAGGGCAUUCGAAGGUUAGUUCCAUUCAUACUGUGGCUCCGAACCUUGAGAAAGAAAAUCCGUGCUGAAGAGGGGUUCACAGGAUAUGCACUCUAUUACGAAACUAGAGUUGAGGCGCUAAAAAUUCCGGCACAAACAUAA
This is a messenger RNA of Penicillium cinerascens, 1302 nucleotides long. RefSeq names its product pyridoxal phosphate-dependent aminotransferase. NCBI's taxonomy places the organism in Eukaryota, Fungi, Ascomycota, Eurotiomycetes, Eurotiales, Aspergillaceae. Gene Ontology annotation, molecular function: transaminase activity; pyridoxal phosphate binding. The annotation marks the transcript as partial. The record is from RefSeq and is a predicted model, not a curated record. Gene Ontology annotation, biological process: biosynthetic process; amino acid metabolic process. The transcript is spliced from 5 exons.